Molecule: messenger RNA, 3777 nt
Organism: Polychytrium aggregatum
Lineage: Eukaryota; Fungi; Chytridiomycota; Chytridiomycetes; Polychytriales
Exons: 7
Coding region: 186-3566 (1126 amino acids)
Biological process (GO): septin ring organization; establishment of cell polarity
Cellular component (GO): mating projection tip; division septum; nucleus
Molecular function (GO): guanyl-nucleotide exchange factor activity; protein binding
Source: RefSeq, a predicted model, not a curated record
GUCUUGGUCAACCUCGGCCCGGCGCUCUCCUGCUCCUCCCACCCGCCAUCGACACCCCACCAGCGCCGCUCAGCAAGCUCUCUUUGCAGCCUCUUUGCAUUUAUUUUCGCUAUUCCUGCAGCACCUUGGUCCGCUCGGGCCCGCAUCCGCCCUACCCAAUCCUCCACGAUACAACCUGAGCCAUCAUGUCGUCGUUGUACCAGCAAACCAUGUCGCUGAUGGAGAUUCUCCACUCCAUCCCCGGCUUUGACUUUUAUCUCUUUCCCGACGGAAUCGACAUGUUCGUCGCUGAGCCCACAAGGAUCGUCAACCCUGUCGACAUCCUAGCGCCGUGCUUCCGUCUCGGAGCCCCACUGUGCAUGAUCGUCAACCUGUUUCCGAUCGACAAUCCCAUCGACAUCCCCCAAUGGACCACCAUCCCCGAUAUCGUCAAUGAUCCCCAGGCCAAGAAAUCGUGCAAACAUCUUGCUUACACCUUCUUGCUGACUUGUAUGAAAGAUCUGGGCAUCAAGAACGAGGAGCUUUUCACCCUUACGGAUCUCGACAAGGAUGACACCAACCUGUUCAUGAAGGUUCUUAACGUCAUUAACCGUCUCGUCGAUCGCCUGAAGGCCCAAGGUCGCUUGCCCCCUCUGAAGCCCCUGCCUUUCAAUGUCCCUGUCAACAACGAGGCGCCCAAGGAUAACCGAGCCAAAGUCCUGUUCGAGUGUCUGGAAACGGAACGCAAGUAUAUCGAGCACCUCGAGCGCCUACAAACGUUCAGCAAAGAGGUUGUCGCGCAGAACAUUUUGUCCAAAGAUUUGGCCCACCAAAUCUUUGCCAAUCUCGACGAUCUCCUGGACUUUCAGCGGCGCUUCCUCCUUGCGAUGGAGUCGACUCUUGCCUUUGGUGAUCAGCAUCGUCUGGGUGCCUUGUUCAUUGCGAACGAAACCUCGUUCUGUGAUACCUACGAACCCUUUUGCUCCAACUUUCAAACCGCUUCGGACAUUGCGCUCGAAGAGACCCAGAUUUUGGCUAGGCUAUCCCAUAUCAUCCCGGUUCAUGAAGUUCAAUCGUAUCUGAUCAAGCCCAUCCAGAGAAUUUGCAAAUAUCCACUUCUGCUGAAGGAGCUGAUCAAAUACUCCACAGCGGAGGAAUAUCCAAACCUGCCCGAGCUCCUGGAUGGACUCGAGUCUGUCAAGCGUGUAACGGAGUACGUCAACGAGCAGAAGCGGAUCCAGGAAAAUGUCUUGCUGAAGAAUGAUCUGAUUGAUCGGGUUGACGACUGGAAGGGCCUGCAAGUCAACGAUUUUGGGGAUCUGCUCCUGACAGACAGGUUUUCGCUCGCUAGCAACGAAGGCGAUGCCCAGUUCUCUCUCUUCUUGUUUGAGAAAAUCUUGCUGUGCUGCAAGGAGCUUCCAAAGAAGCGGCAAACGAAAGCCCAUGGCGGCGAUGACAGUAUGCUGGCUGUUAUCGGCAACAUCUACAUCACUACCAUCCAGGCUAUCCAGGACGUCAGUCGCAGUGAAACGCUCUUUUUUGGCCUCAAGGUGUUCUGGCGCGACGUCAAGGAGAUGGAGUCGUUUGUGCUCAAGGCCCGCAACCCCGAGCAAGUUCGCCUGUGGAAGGAGCGAAUUGAGCAGCUCAUGGAAAUGGAUCGGGCCCCACGCUUCCGCGGCUCCGAUGCCGGGGGCUAUCGCAAUUCAGGCAGUGAGCGCCGGCGCAACACCGACGACUACGAUCUGGAUCGCUAUUCGGUGGGAAGCAGCCGUAACAGAUCACGAAGCCGCGAGCGCGGUGAGCUCGCGGACAAUCAGCACACGUACAACCCGUAUCUGGAGCCGUCGUUGCAGCAUCCCCAGCCCCGUGGACCCUCCAACAUGCAGCGGUCGAAGAGCAAUCCGCAUAAUUACUACCCACCGGUGCACCCGCAACAGCAGUCUGGUUCGGAGUUUGCGGUCGGCGGUGGUCGUCGUAGCAUGCGAUCGUCCGGAGGCAGCGAUCGAUACAGUGCUGCUUCUGGCGAGCCUGCUGAGCCGCCGCCAGUUCCUCCAAUGCCCCCGGUGAACUACCAUAACGGUCGGCGACCAAGUGCCUAUGAGGUUUCCUACAACCCUGGUCCGCCACGCAACCCCUCCAAUCCCGCUAAUGGCGGCCCGUCGCCCCAUGUCGGAUACGUGAGCAAGUCGACGACUCCGACACCGAUGACGGCCGUGUACACCACCCGGGUGUCGGCAGCUAAUUCGCGAUCCAACUCAUUCUCUGGCUUUGAGAUGAUGAAUGGAUACGGCCACGGCACCGACGACAUCCGCGAACCGCCUCGGGGUCGGCAAGGCCAGGGAUCGAUGCGGGAUGCCCCUCGCGAACCCCCGCGCGAGCCCCCACGCGAUCUUUCUUCCCUUGAUCCGCUCUCUGGGGGUCCGCCGGACGCACAGCAGCAUCCGCCCUAUCAAGCGCGCACCACUCCUCAGCCAUAUCCCCAGGGUCUUGAUUUUCCAACACCGCCUGGAUCGACCCCUGUCUCUCCCGGCCGACACCGAAAGUCCGGAAGCCGAGGGGUCGCCAUCACAACCCGUGUGCAGACUCCCGAAGGCUAUUUGGAUGCCGGCGCCGAUACGCUCGAGGGACAAGGCCAGGCCAAGGCUCUGGACAUGAGAGAGGUCAUUCAAAUGAGACAGGAGUAUCCUCGUCGUCUUCAGCAAAGUCAGGCACAGCUUCAACAGCUGCAGAGCAUCAUUCAAUCCGAGACAGAAAUGUAUGACUCGCAGAACUCGCCCACUGCAGUGACGCCCGCAGACCACGAUGCCGAGGCCGAUUCAAGUGAGAUGUAUCACGAUGGCAACGUCGUUUUCAAGCGGACAAGUGGUACGACCGGCGAGUCUGGCCCUAUCGACCAACUUUCCUCGAGGUUGCAGCCUAUGCAGCUGAACGACUCUGGCGCGCGAUGGAACGCCGGCCCUGGCGAGGAUCGCAUACGCGCCCCGCCCACCACCGCGCUACCUGCAGUUCCCGGCAGCGUCCCAGGACAGCCUGCCAUCGCCCCCAGAGGAGCCUCCCACAUUGCUGCCGAUGGGAGAUUCAAAACACCUCCCCCAGGCCCCUAUGGCGCUGUGGCGGACCAACCCCGCCGCAUGGCAUCCCCGGCAAAUAUGAACCAAAAUGGAGCCGCUCCAGGCUCAGGCUUUGCUCCGACUGCCCCGCCUUCUCACGCACAUUAUCGCAGUCAACCGACACCAUCGCUUUCGGCUCCAGGUGUUCCAAAUGCCGGGUCGAGCCUUGGCUCCUCUGGCGCGAGCAGCGUGACCAUGUCGCAUGUCAAGAUCAAGAUUCAAUUUGGUGCCGAUAUCUUUGUGAUUGCUGCACCUCUCAAGUCGACAUAUUCAGACCUGUAUCAGAAGAUCGAGCGCAAAAUGAAGCUGGGCGGCACUCCUGUCCCCGAAGGUGGUCGCCUGAAGCUCAAGUACAAGGACGAAGACGGCGACCUUAUCACCGUCAAUAACGACGACGACGUCUCCAUGGCCUUUGAUGUGGCACGCAGGGGCAAGGCAGGAGAAAAGGGGACAGUGAACAUGGUGGCUCAGAUCUAACGCUGCUCUAGAGCCCACGACGAAUCAGCCACUUGACCCUAUCCAGGGGUCCGUCUGUCGCUGUUCCCCGCCCUCUAUUAUGGAAUAUCGCCCAUUGCGCCCAAGUUUUGAAUACAAGGGAAAGUAGCACAGCCCCCAAGCGAUAGGGGUUCGUCAACCCAGCAUGUUGAAUAAACAUUAGGGCACAUCGCCUCGUUCGGACAAAAUAACA